AUGAAAGAGCUGGGCCUGACCUAUGCGACCUUCAACCAGGCCAGUGGCUGCAGCUACGCCGGGCUCGCUAUCGGCUGUCUUUUGCUUAUUCCGUGCGUGCACAAGUACGGCCGUCGACCGAUCUAUCUGAUCAGCGCGGUGGUCCAGUUUGCCUGCGCGCUUUGGUGGGCCAAUUUCCACCAUGCCGGGGAACUGAUCACUAUAAUGUUACUGGCUGGUCUGGCGGGCUCGAUCAGCGAGGCUGUGGUGAUGAUCACCAUUAUCGAUCUGUUUUUCGUGCACCAGCAUGCUCGCAUGAACGGCGUCUUCCUCUUCAUGCAGACCCUGGGAGCGACGGGCGGCCCCAUUGUCGCCGGCUACAUUGUCGUGGCCUUGGGCUGGCGGUGGAUGUGGUGGAUCAUCGCGAUCCUACUCGGGGUGAACCUCGUUCUCGUUACGCUGUUCUUCGAGGAAUCCAAGUACAUCCCUGUGCUGGUCGGCCAGUUGGGGUCCUCGCAGGGUCCUGAAAUCAUCGAACACGAAGCCGAAGCAGACAAGGACGAAGACAAACCCGCUCAUACGGUGACCACUUGCUCCUCCACGGCCGCCCGGCGCAGUCGAAAGACGAUACGACAGCGGCUGGCUCUCGUGACCAAAACCGACAUGCCGAUCGCGCACCAUUUCUACCAGCCCUUGAUGGUGCUGUGCUCCUUUCCCGCGGUGGCCUUUGCGGCCGUCACAUACGGGACCCUCCUCGCCUGGUUUUCGCUGACCUCUUCCGCCGCGUCGUACUUCCUCCUCGACGAGCCAUACGAUUUCAGUCCGUCGGCGAUUGGGCUUUUCCAUCUAGGGGGUUUUGCCGGGGCGUUUCUGUCCACGCUGGUGGCGCCCGCGCUGAACGACCGGUUCAUACUGCGGUCCGCCCGACGUAAUGGGGGGAUCUUCGAGCCCGAGAUGCGUCUGUGGAUGAGCGUUCCGGGCCCGGUGCUCAAUUGUGCGGGUUUGCUGGUGUUUGGCAUAGGUCUUGGUCGGGGUAUGCAUUGGGCGAUGCUGGCGGUUGGCUGCGGUAUUUUCGGAUUCGGCUUUAUUAUGACUGCAGAUGUGGCCCUGACCUACUUGACCGACUGCUACCCGGAUAUCCUGGGCGACGCUCUGAUUGCCGUUGUGUUCAUUCGCAACGGCUUCGCGAUGGUAGUGCGGUUCGCGUUCACCCCGUGGGUCACUGGCAUGGGCAUCCAGAAUACGUUUAUCCUCAUUGGCAUGCUUGCGCUGGCUACUGCUAUUAUGCCGGUUGUGUUGAUGUUCAAGGGCAAAGGGGCGCGUGUGAGAACGGCAGCUGAUUACAGGAAGUACGCCACGCGCCAGCCGGUUCAUCGGACGAUUUGA
This is a messenger RNA of Aspergillus terreus NIH2624, 1365 nucleotides long. RefSeq lists its product as uncharacterized. The coding region runs from base 1 to 1365 and encodes 454 amino acids. Gene Ontology annotation, molecular function: transmembrane transporter activity. Gene Ontology annotation, biological process: transmembrane transport. The transcript has 3 exons. Lineage: Eukaryota; Fungi; Ascomycota; Eurotiomycetes; Eurotiales; Aspergillaceae. The record is from RefSeq and is a predicted model, not a curated record.